UCAUGUUUCCAUACAUAUUGGCUCUUUGUCUAAGUCUUUGCAUCUAAUUUGUUCAUGGUGUGUCUGAUAAUAUAGAAGUUAUCACUUCAUGUUGGCUUAUCACAUUAUAAGACAACCAAAAAUUCAAGGUAUAUAAAUUUCAUUAUGCUUUUAAGACUUUUGAUCAUGUAGUUGAUUCCGUGGCUAAACGUUAUUCAUAGAGUGACAAAGAGAAAAUUGUACAUGAUAUAAGAGUUUAUAUGGUUAAAAAGUGUUUUACUGCCCUUCCCCUCGCAGAUAGUAAAUAAGUAAGCAUACAUAUUUAACACGCGUUUUUAGAUAAUCAAAGAUUUUGAGGCUGGACUAUCUUUUCAUUUAACUUAUAGAGAAGUUGUUAAGGGCUUUGAUUACACUCAUUAUAUAAAAGAUUUGAAAAACAAAGACCUCAUUCCAAACCCAUAAUUAGAUGACACCAUUUCAAGUAUUAUCAAAACUCUGGAAACUGAAUUUCUUAAGGAAACCCAAAAUGAAAUGCAAUCUACAGUUCCUCCAAUAGGUGUUUUUGGAAUGAAUUUCAAUUACUUGCUUGUGUUCCCAAUCCUUGGAGGAGUCUUUUUGACCUAUUUUUCGAUUAAUGCAUUCAGAACUUUAAAAACAACCCCGAAAAAAAAGAAGUGAAUUGU
Messenger RNA from Paramecium pentaurelia, 662 nucleotides. Lineage: Eukaryota; Ciliophora; Oligohymenophorea; Peniculida; Parameciidae. The record is from the annotation of a GenBank genome assembly.